Messenger RNA from Drosophila virilis, 4890 nucleotides. Its product is annotated as small G protein signaling modulator 2. Gene Ontology annotation, molecular function: GTPase activator activity. NCBI's taxonomy places the organism in Eukaryota, Metazoa, Arthropoda, Insecta, Diptera, Drosophilidae. The record is from RefSeq and is a predicted model, not a curated record. Gene Ontology annotation, biological process: activation of GTPase activity.
AGCUGCUGGGAAACGGACGAGAACAGCAAAUAGACGGAAGCGGGCACACACACACACACACACAGACACACACACAUAAACGCACGCACACAGUGUGGAGGCAAAAUGGUGUGAGAACGAGAGCCCAAGAAAGUAUGCAACACAAAGAGCUGUGCAUAACGGGCCGCCCAGCAAAUUAUUCGUCCGUUAAUUGUGGCAACAACAACAAAUUGAAGGGCAACAAUAACAGCGACAACGCGCUUGCAGCUGAAAUAACAACAGCAGCUGGGACAACGAAAGAACGCAAUUGAGAGAGUGUAUCAAAAGAGCAAAAGAGCGAAAGAGUGAGAGAGAGAGAGAGAGAGAGGGAAGGAGAACGCAUAUUGCAGGGCAAAGGAUAAAGCGAGAAGAGAAACUAACAACGACGACGCAUAAACAAAACUGAAACUGAAAAUAUUUGCCCAAAGAAUAACACAAAUACAGCCAUACACAUAUAUUUCAGAAAGUGAACAGCAAAAGCAACAAAAAACAGCAGCAGCAGCAGCAGCAGCAGCGGCAGCAGCGGCAGCGGCAGUCGGGAGCCUGCUUCACAGCGAGGCACGUACCACGACCGUCCAAAAAUGAAUAUGCUACACAGUUUCAGCGGCGGUGGCGCCUCCAAUGCCAACAGCGAUGCCACCAGCGAGUGCGAGCUGAAGGAGCGCCUGAUUGCGAGCGUUAAGAAGGAGGUAAAACAACUGAUGGAGGAGGCGGUCACCAAGAAGUAUGUGCACGAGGAGAGCAGCUCAGUGACAUCGCUUUGUGCCGCUGUCGAGGCCUGCCUCAGCCACGGCCUGCGGCGGCGCGCCCUGGGCCUGUUCAAGACCUCAUCGACGACAGCGCUAAUACAGAAGAUAGCAAAGAUCUGCCCGGAAGCGGACUAUGUGAGCCGUCGUCUGUUGGAGCUAGAGCUGGCCCAGGAGAGCCAUGCGGUUAGCGGCAAGCGCUCCUCCUCCAGCAGUGACAGCAUCAUUAAGCCGAAGCUGCUCAGCAAGGGUAGCGGCAGCAGCAGCUCGGUGACCACCAUAAAUACGGUUGUCGCCUCGGUGGGUGCCAAUGGUGCGGCGGCCCCGCUGGGCAAAUAUCUGUGGAUACGCCUGGCGCUCUACGAGAAACGUUUGGCCAAGAUUAUUGAGCAUCUGGUGGGCAAUGCUCAGAGCUAUUAUGAUCGCGAGGCGCUGGUCGCCGAUCCCGAUUAUGGUUCCAUACUCAGCUCCCUGCUGGUGGGCCCCUGUGCUCUGGAGUUUACGCGCGCCAAGACUGCCGAUCACUACUGGUCCGAUCCCUGCGCCGAUGAGCUGGUGCAGCGCCAUCGCAUCAGUUCGGGCAAUCGGACGCCACCCACCUGUCAUCGGCCCAUUAUCAAUUUCAAGCGCAGCCUGCACACCAGCUCGGAGGACACGAGCAGCGGCAGUUUCAAGGCCUGCUCGCCGGCGAGCGUGGCGAAGGACUAUGUGGAGUCGCUGCAUCAAAAUUCACGGACCACCCUACUCUAUGGCAAGAACAAUGUGCUUGUGCUGCCCAAAGAUGUGGCAGAACCGAUGCCGGGCUACCUCAGUCUGCACCAGAGCAUCCAGUCCCUGACCAUCAAAUGGACGCCCAAUCAAUUGAUGAACGGCUACAACGAUGGCGAUGGCAGCGACAAGAGCUUCUACUGGGGCUACGCGCUUAACAUCAAUGUGGACGAGAUUGUCUAUGUGCAUUGCCAUCAGAAUCGUGGCGGUGACACCGGUGGCACCAUCAUACUAGUUGGCCAGGAUGGCGUACAACGGCCGCCCAUACACUUCCCGGAGGGCGGGCACCUGCAGGCGUUCCUCAGUUGCUUGGAAACGGGUCUGCUGCCGCAUGGCCAGCUCGAUCCGCCGCUCUGGUCGCAGCGCGGCAUUGGCAAGCUCUUUCCCUGGCCGAAAAGCGUGCGUCGGCAUAUCCUGCCCUCGGUCAUGGAGUCAUCCAGCGAUGAGACACCCAUUGACUAUGUCUUUCGCGUAGUCAGCAAAAGCCAGCACGAGGAGUUCCUGGCUACACAUCCCAUACUCGAACUUGGUCGCUCCAGUCCGCGGCGCAAGCAUUUGGGCAGCUGCUCGACCACCGGCAGUAGCGAUUGCUCCAGCAAGAGCUUGUCCAUUGACCAGAGCAGCAACCCAGAUCCACCAUUGAUACAGGCCAGCCAAACGGCCAGCAUUGAGCUGGUCUGCUCCACAAUGCGUCGCCAGAUAAUCUCGCGCGCCUUCUACGGCUGGCUGGCCUACUGUCGGCAUUUGUCCACGGUUCGCACCCAUCUCUCCGGCCUGGUCAAUGGUCGCAUAACCCCAGAUUUGGCCGCUGACGAGCAGGGGCUAACCAUACAGAAGUGGCAGGCAAUGAAUGUAGAUGGCAUUGUUACCGGUGAAUUGGAGCUCUAUCGUCUGGUCUACUUCGGUGGUGUUGAGCACGAACUGCGUAAGGAGGUGUGGCCGUAUCUGCUUGGCCACUACGCGUUCGGAUCGACGCCGGAGGAGCGUCAAAAGCAGGACGAGACCUGCAAACACUACUAUGAGACCACAAUGAGCGAGUGGCUGGCCGUGGAGGCGAUUGUGCGACAGCGCGAAAAGGAGAAGACGGCCCUGGCUGUGGCCAAGAUGAGUGCGGAGCAGGCACGACUGGCAGCCAAUGCAAAUGCCCUCACUACGGAUGAUCUGCUGUCGAAUGGUGGCGGGCAGCUGGAGCUGGACAAUGGUGAGCAGGCCGAGGGUGAGAACGAUGUAUUUGAUGACAACGAUUUCUCGGACAUAUCCGAUCCGGGUGACGAGUACGAUGAGCAGCCGCUAUUGGAGGAACAGCUGGCACAGGCACAGGAGGAGACAGUGGAACAUGAAGAGGAAUCAUCGGAUCCGUCGGCCGUGGCACCACAGCUAAGCGAGCAGUUACUCUUGGAGUCGCAGAACAUUGAUGGCAUGGAACCACUGCGUUUGCAGGACAACUGUUUUGGUGACUCCGAAGCUGAGGGCGAUCUGGGCUUCGAUGGCAGUGGCAAUAUACUGUUGCUCAGCAUUAAGAGUUCACCCUCCACCAGCAGCUACGAGACGGUAGGCAACGAGUUUGCCGAUCUGGCAGAUGUCAAAGUCCUAGAUGAGGCAGCCGCGGAGGCGGAAAUAGCUGUGGAUAUGGACUCGGAGCCCUACGGUCAGUUAAGCAAAUUUCACAGCGCCGAUGAUGUGCGCCACGAUGAAGAGCAUCCAGCAACGGCAGUCAUCAUUACAGAAGCCGCCUCGCUGGAUGACCUCGAUGUCCAAUGCAAUGACGACGAACCCACCGAAGAGUUCACCUCACGCAAGACCAGCCUCAUGUCGCCGCUUAACGAGGAUAUCACUGUUGUCGCCUCACUUGAUGCCCUGCAGGAGCCAAAGUCCGCCUGCGUCUCGCCCGCCAGCUCCAAUGGAGGCGUCUACAGCGUCGAGCUGCUGGAACAAUUUGGCCUCAAUCUGCAUCGGAUCGAGAAGGAUGUGCAGCGCUGCGAUCGAAAUUAUUGGUACUUUGCCAGCGAGAAUCUGGACAAGCUACGCAAUGUGAUAUCGACGUAUGUGUGGGAGCACCUGGACGUGGGCUACAUGCAGGGCAUGUGCGAUCUGGUCGCUCCCUUGCUGGUCAUCUUCGAUGAUGAGUCGCUCAGCUACAGCUGCUUCUGCAAGCUCAUGGAGCGCAUGAUCGAGAACUUUCCCAGCGGUGGUGCCAUGGACAUGCAUUUCGCCAAUAUGCGCUCGCUCAUCCAAAUACUCGACUCAGAGAUGUACGACCUGAUGGACUCGAAUGGCGAUUACACCCACUUCUACUUCUGUUACCGCUGGUUCCUCUUGGAUUUCAAGCGUGAGCUCAUCUAUGACGAUGUCUUUGCCACCUGGGAGGUCAUCUGGGCAGCCAAACAUAUUGCCUCCGGGCAUUUUGUGCUCUUCCUGGCGCUGGCGCUGCUCGAAACCUAUCGCGAUAUCAUCUUGUCCAACAGCAUGGACUUUACAGAUGUCAUCAAGUUCUUUAAUGAAAUGGCCGAGCGUCAUAAUGCCCAGUCGAUACUGCAGCUAUCUCGCAGUCUCGUCCUGCAAUUGCAGACAAUAAUUGAGAACAAAUAAGUUUCACAGGGGAACACAAUUUGGAGCAACUCACUCAAAAUGAAACUGGAAAGAAAAUGGGAAUCGGAACUGGAACUGGCUAUGUAGCUCACCUAGUUGCAUGUGUGUGUAUGUGUGUAAUUUUUGAGUGUGCAUGUGUGUUUGAGUGUUGGCUUUGCUUGCGAGUGUGUGCGUGCAUGCGUCUCUGUGUAUAUGUGAGCGUCAGUGUGGUUGAGUGCGGUCCCAAACGUUUAUAAGCUAGCACAUAGUAGGCUCAACAAAUUGGUUAGCUCUCGUUUCUGUCACCUGCAAUACAUAACAUCCGUACUUCCUGAAACAGUAUUGGAUAUAUAUAUAUAUAUAGCAUAUGUAGUAGUGAGCACUUAAGUAUUGCAUACUAAUGUAGAUUCUGGUUGCAACUCAAAGAAAGAGGCGAGAGAGAGAGAGAGAGAAAGAAGUAUCUGUAGCUGUAUGAAAUGCACCGUUAGGACACCGAACGCUCUUGGGGCAGUUGUUAGUUAGUUAUCGGUUAUCGAUUAUCGGUUAUCGAUUAUCGGAUAUCGUUUAUCAGUUAUUUACGAACACUGCGAUUGUGUAGAAAUGAACAAGUUUAUGCCCACUUGACGGGCUGUUUUGCAAUUUUUGAUUAAGUGACUGGGAAUCGUUUUAGAAGCGCAUCAACUCAGCUCAGUUGUAAGCAAGAAUGAAACAUACAAAAAAUAUUACAAAAAAAAAAAAUACAGAAAACUUAUAUAAAAUACACUUUAUUAAGUCAAAGACAAAUGCAAAA